Molecule: messenger RNA, 2979 nt
Organism: Carassius gibelio (silver crucian carp)
Lineage: Eukaryota; Metazoa; Chordata; Actinopteri; Cypriniformes; Cyprinidae
Product: zinc finger protein ZIC 3-like
Exons: 3
Coding region: 260-1606 (448 amino acids)
Biological process (GO): central nervous system development; regulation of transcription by RNA polymerase II
Cellular component (GO): nucleus
Molecular function (GO): DNA-binding transcription factor activity, RNA polymerase II-specific; RNA polymerase II cis-regulatory region sequence-specific DNA binding
Source: RefSeq, a predicted model, not a curated record
UUGACUUUAUCAGUCCAAGGACAUCAUUCGCCUGGAAAGGGGGGGAAGUUUGAUCCUCUUUCUCACGGAUCCCAGUUACGGGAGUUUUCCUCCCGUUUAUCGAGACCCAGGAUUAUCCUUUCGUUUUUCAAUUCAUGAUUUCUUCAAUGAAGCCUACGUGAAAUUGUGCUCAGUUUACCGUUAGCCAAUUCACUCCACUAAACUGGGGUUUCUCAUACCUUUUUUUUCUUUUUGAAUUGUUUUUUCUCGAUUGAGCCCAAUGACUAUGCUCCUUGAUAGCGCUCCUCAGUUCCCUUCACUAGGAGUAGGGGGGUUCGGAACGCCUAGACACCAUGAGUUGGGAAACCGAGACCCCGGGCUGGGGCUCAGUCCAUUCGCAGAUUCAUCUCACUCGGCUGCCUUCAAGAUAAGUCCCGUUACUCACGAUAUCGCCUCCAGCCAGUCCUCAGCGUUCACCCCGCAAGCUACUGGAUACGCAGCUGCGCUCGGACACCACCACGGAGGACAAGUUGGUUCUUACGCCGGUGGAGCAUUCAAUUCGACCAGGGACUUUCUCUUCAGAAACAGGGGCGCAGGCAUCGGAGAGACCGCGCCGCCGAGUGCCCAGCAUGGAAUCUUUGCCGCUUCUGCUGGGAGUCUACACGGGCCCCCCGGAAUUUCGGACAACCCGGGACAUCUGUUGUUUCCUGGACUUCAUGACCAGAGCGUGAGCCACACUUCACCGGGAGGACAUGUUGUAAACAGUCAAAUGCACCUGGGUUUACGCGGGGACAUUUUUGGCCGUCCAGAUCCGUACCGACCUGUGGCCAGCCCUCGUACGGACCCUUACGGCACCGCUCAGCUUCAUAACUACAACCAUCCCAUCAAUAUGAACAUGGGGAUGAACGUACCCACACACCACGGUCCGGGGGCCUUCUUCAGAUACAUGCGGCAGCCUAUUAAGCAAGAAAUGUCUUGUAAGUGGAUAGAUGAGAAUCAGAUGAACAGACCUAAAAAGACUUGUGACAGAACUUUCAGCACAAUGCAUGAAAUGGUGACACAUGUUUCAAUGGAACACGUUGGCGGCCCAGAACAGAGUAAUCAUAUUUGCUUCUGGGAGGAUUGCCCGAGAGAGGGGAAAUCCUUUAAGGCCAAAUACAAACUGGUGAAUCACAUCCGAGUGCACACUGGAGAGAAACCGUUCCCUUGUCCAUUCCCCGGUUGUGGGAAAAUCUUUGCAAGAUCAGAAAAUCUUAAAAUUCACAAAAGAACUCACACAGGUGAGAAACCAUUUAAAUGCGAGUUCGACGGCUGCGACAGGCGCUUCGCGAACAGCAGCGACAGGAAAAAGCACAUGCACGUGCACACAUCUGACAAGCCAUAUAUCUGCAAAGUGUGUGACAAGUCCUAUACACAUCCAAGCUCGCUCAGGAAACACAUGAAGGUACAUGAAUCUCAAGGCUCAGAGUCGUCUCCAGCUGCUAGCUCUGGAUACGAGUCCUCCACGCCGCCAGUGUUGGUUUCUGCGAACACUGAAGACCCGACAAAAACACCCACGUCUGCAGUGCAAAAUACAUCUGCACACAGCGAUGGACUACCGCCUAAUUUUAACGAAUGGUACGUUUGAAGCUCCAAGCAGACUCUCAAAUGGUGGACCAAAAGGUUGAAGUAACCUUUUAAAAAAACUAUUUACGCUAUGGCGUUCAAAAUGGCAUUGAAACAACAGGAAAAGAUGAGAGUUCGCCAGCAGGCCUCGUCCAUUCUCAGGAUUCGAAAUCUGACUUUAUUCCGAGUUCGAAGAAAACUAGCAAGGCAUAAAAUAACAAAAUAACACUUUCUAAGAAGAAAUGGGUUUCCUUUAGUUUUCAGAUUUCAGAUGAUUAUUUUAUUUUUCAUUUUAUGUAUUUUCUGAAGAAAAAAAAAUAUUUAAAAAAUAAUGGCAAAGAAAGAAUAUUUCACGGUGUUUUAUAUUAAGGUGACACUCACAUCACCUUUUGAUUGAUUGUUAAAACUUCAGACAGUCUUAAGAAACGUGCCAAAGUCUUUGUCUUGAACUUGAACAAAAAAAAAUAAUAAAUCAUAAAUAAGUAUAUAGCCUACUCGUGAAUGUAUUUCCUUGUUUGAUGGAGUCAAAUCUGUUGUCCAAGUCCGUUUUCAGGUGGAGAAAUGUGGUAUUAGCUUACGAUUGUUACCUUUGAAUAUAACGUUGCCUUUGUUAAUAAUGAUGUAAAUACAUAUCCAUGAUGCCAUAUUUCAUAUUUAUCAAUUUGUAAUUUAAUUAUCGGCGAAAGAGCCGAAUCUUAAAUGAUAUUUAUGUAAAUGUUUUCUAACAAGACUGUACAGUUUUGAGUCAAUAACCAGUUUUAACGAUGAAAAGGGAGUCAGUUCUAAAGUUCCCACGAUACGAUUGUAUCUUUUUUAACCAAUAUAUGUGUCUUAUCUGGGUCGUAAAGUAUUAAUUAUAUUAAUAUUAUGACAUGACAUGAUCUAUAGUUUCAAGUAUGCAUUUUCCAACGCAAGUUCAUGUGAGGACCGGUAUUAAAAAUGAAUAAAAAUAUUGUUUUUAUUUUCUCCCCUUUUUCCUUUUCUUCUCCUAAAGUCAUGCAAGGAAGUAAUAUUGAUCCUUUCUGGUUCUUAUCAAAAUGACCUUUUUUCUCGUUUACUCUUAGCAUCAGAGUAUAGACUACAUCUCUAUAAGGAACACUUACAAAUUCGAGAGGCCCACUGACCAGUGUUUUCAUCGACACGCCAAUUUCUGAUCAGAUACACCAUGCAAUAGCAUAGCUUUCAUUCAUGCAUCAACUUUGAACUUGUGUGACAGUGUUAAAGACAUUAUAUUCUUGGGGUUUGAGGUACAGCCAUUUGAAUCAGUAUGGUAUUCCAUUUUUGAUGGUUGCAGAACUGUCUUGGAACUGUGGAUGCAAGUCUGUGUUUUAUGUGUCAAAGAGGAGCAAUGAUAUGUCACAACAGUUAUCUCAAAAUAAAACUUUUUGUCUGUCA